AUGAGGAGGUACACAGCUCAGAAAAUGCACGUGGUAGUGAUGAAAAGGACACGGAGACGUGUACGAUAUCGCAUGCAGGAAAGUGAACUAAUCGCGACUGAUCCGAGUAAAGAAAUUCGUCCGAGGAAAAUGAGUUUUAUGUAUUACAGACAGAAAGAACCCAAACCAAAGGCUAUCCCUGGUUAUGGGUUCGAGAAGAAAAAGGCGUCGGAGGUGCGAGAUAUUACAGAACGUCUAAGUCGCCCUACAUAUAACCGUCGACUGUCGGCCGACGAACCAACGCACCUGUAUAACUUCGACAGAAGCCGCGAAAGUAGUGCAUUAUUAAGAAAUCGCACGCCGUCUUCCUGUGGGCGACGUUCGGCACUCAGCUCGAGUGACCGUCAACGAAGUGCGACCCGUCGUCUCACGGAUCGAGAAAUGCAAAGACUCAUACGACGGCUCCAGAGACCUACCGAAAGUUUUGCGAUAGCUACAGCAGAACAAACGGACGAGCAGCAAGAUUUGAAACAAGGUCGUAUAACUCGGACGCCAUUAGCGGAGGAGCAAAUAGCAAAGACGGUCAGACGGCUACGCCGCCCGACUACGGCAACAAUGGCGAAAGAUAUUAACGAAUGUCAUUUGUGUUAUGAACACGAGAAUAAAAGACCUUCGGAUCCUCCUGACGCUUUCGAUUACGAUUAUAUAAUGGAUAAAUCCCUUCCUCCGGAAGAACUGGACUAUAUCGUCAGUCGCAUACGUGCGGAUACAUGCUCAAGUGCGCAUGGGCGUCGUUGUGUAAAGACACCAGCAACGGCCUACUUCGAUGAAGUGAAAGCGCGAGAAAAUCUCCCACUUCUCAGUGGAUUAGCUCGAAGUAGAAACGUCAAAGAAAUUACCAACAGACUUCAUCCCAAGCCUCGUUAUCGUUUAGUGCCCUCAGCUACACCUAUAACUGUUUAUUGA
Ylistrum balloti is the source of this 945-nucleotide messenger RNA. RefSeq lists its product as uncharacterized. The transcript is spliced from 2 exons. The record is from RefSeq and is a predicted model, not a curated record. NCBI's taxonomy places the organism in Eukaryota, Metazoa, Mollusca, Bivalvia, Pectinida, Pectinidae. Bases 1 to 945 code for a protein of 314 amino acids.